This is a messenger RNA of Stomoxys calcitrans (stable fly), 4266 nucleotides long. RefSeq lists its product as uncharacterized. The record is from RefSeq and is a predicted model, not a curated record. NCBI's taxonomy places the organism in Eukaryota, Metazoa, Arthropoda, Insecta, Diptera, Muscidae. Bases 1 to 4266 code for a protein of 1421 amino acids. The transcript has 3 exons. Gene Ontology annotation, biological process: DNA integration. Gene Ontology annotation, molecular function: nucleic acid binding.
AUGGAGAAAGCUAUACGUGAUAGAUUUGCAAAUAGCGUCAAUGACUUGGUGGAUUUCGACAGCACAUUCGCCGCAGCGAGAUCCGAGGAUAAUGUUCAUAGCCUGGAGGCUCUAAGAGUGGAGCUGGAUUCGCUUUGGAACAACGUUAAAAAAUCAUACUUAGAAUGCCGCGAUCAUGUUGCAGCGGAGGGCGAAACACCCAUGGAUAGAAACAAGCUUCGAUCUCAUUACAAAGACGCUAGGGAAAGCUAUAUGCGAGUCAUAGGUUCAUUGAACGCGGAUAUUAAUGCAUUUAAAGAACAGGCGAUCCAGGAGAAGGCAGAAAGAGAGUCGAUACAGCAACAUCACACAAUGCUACACAAGGGAACGGAAACCCAAGCUAGUAGCCAAGACCCAGCCAGAGAUGUAGCGCGACCCAGUACUAGUGCUACCGCUCUUACGACAAUUAUACAGUCCACUCCUGACACAAGACAAAGUAACAUCACCACCCUGACCCUUCGGGAUAAGCAAAUUAGUGAGCGUCAUCCUAGGGAAACUUUGCUAUUUACUGCCGUAGUGCAGAUAGAAUCUAGAGGACAACUAUUCGAUGCCAGAGCUAUUAUUGACUCUGGAUCGCAGUCCACCUUUAUAACAGAUAAACUCAAGAACAAAUUGAGUCUUCCAACUAAGCGAAACUUGGUACACGUCACGGGGCUUAGCCAGAUGGUAGCCGAAACUUCGAACAAAGCUUGUCUCUUUACUUUGCGUUCAAGCUUAGACCCUCGAUUUGAGUUGGAGGUUUGGGCGCCUGUCUUGAAGGCCCUUCCUUCUAAUUUACCACCACAAAACUUAGACCUAGCACAACUUCGGGAUGUUGCCAACCUUGAUUUGGCAGAUCCAAAAUUCUAUAUUAGCCAACCGGUUGACCUUCUAAUAGGAAUGGACAUAGGACCCCUUAUUUUUGACAUUGGAUCUCCUAUGAAAUCAGUCGGCACACUUUUGGCACAGAACACAGUUUUUGGAUGGAUCGUUGGUGGACCCAUAGCACAAGGAACUACAGGGGGUAACCGAGUUUCUCUGCACAACACAAUAUCGAUAGAGAAAAUACUUACACGUUUUUGGGAGGUGGAGGAGACCCCCAAAAAGAUUUUGAGGUCUGAAGAGGACAUGGUUUGUGAACAAAACUUUAAGACAACCACUCGCCGAAACCAAAAUGGAAGAUACGUUGUGACCCUACCGUUUAAAAAUUGCGAAGAACUAGGAAGUUCUAGAAACAUCGCUUUAGCACAAUUUUAUCGAAUGGAAAGGAAGCUGCAGGCAACGCCUGAAAUAAAGGAACAAUAUGAUAAAACUAUUCUGGAAUAUCUGGAACUUGGACACAUGAGGAGAUUAUCGGCCGAGGAGGUAACUAAGACUCCCAAUUACUAUUUGCCGCAUCAUGCUGUCAUCAAGCCAGAUCGACUCACAACGAAACUUAGAGUGGUUUUCAAUGCGUCAAGUCCUUCUUCGAACAAAAGAAGCCUCAACGACAACCUGUUUGCUGGACCCAUUCUUCAACAAGACCUUGUGUUACAAAUUUUGAAGUGGAGAUUCUUCAAAUACGUAUUCAAUGCGGACGUAACGAAGAUGUACCGGCAAAUUCUCCUAGACCCUAAUCAGACACAAUUCCAAAGAAUACUUUUUAGAAAAUCUCCAAAGGACCAAGUCGAGGAUUUUGAGCUCUUGACAGUCACGUUUGGAGUAAAUUGCGCACCAUUCCUUGCAAUCCGAACACUUCUUCAACUUGCGGAAGACGUGGCGGACACAUACCCCUUAGCAUCAAAGAUCAUUCAAGAGAAUCUGUAUGUUGAUGAUGUUCUGGUCGGGGCUCACACAAUUGAAGAAGCCAUCCGAUCUCGUAAAGAGUUAAUCUCAGCCUUUGACUCGGCUGGAUUUCAACUCAUGAAAUGGACAGCAAAUGAUCACAAAGUCAUUCAAGACUUACCUGCCGAUCAAUUGCUGCCAGUAAAUUGGCUUGAGCUCUCGGAGGACUCUUCAACCAAAACCCUUGGUAUUCGGUGGAAUAUUUCUGGGGAUUAUUUCACAUUCACACCACCAUCAUUAGAAGUCAGACCAACGUACACAAAAAGAGAGGUCUUAUCAUCCAUUGCCAAAUUGUUUGACCCUUGUGGUUGGUUGGCCCCAGUUAUUGUAAUCGCCAAGCUAGUCAUGCAGCAAGUAUGGCUUGACAAAAUAGACUGGGAUGACACGCUCAAAGCAAUAGCAUUAAUAAACUGGCAAACCUUUGUAAAAAACUGUGGGGAAAUUGAAUCAGUAAAAGUUCCAAGAUGGAUUCAGUUUGUGCCUUCGUGUCAAGUUGAAGUUCACGGGUUUUGUGAUGCGUCUGAGAGUGCGUACGGAGCAGCUCUUUACAUAAGAGUGGAACAUGAAGACCACAAGACAGAAACAUAUUUGCUCGCUGCUAAGACUCGUGUAGCCCCCAUAAAGAAAAUCUCGCUACCAAGGCUUGAGUUAUGCGGGGCUGUUUUAUUAUCAAAGCUUGCGUCGUCAAUUAUAGCUAAGCUUCAAAUUUCUAACUUCACAACUUACUACUGGACUGACUCAACAAUUGUUCUAGCAUGGCUCAAGAAACCACCUUGUGCUUGGAGCACAUUUGUGGGAAAUCGCGUCUCGGAGAUAUUGGAAAACGUCGGGGUUGAAAAUUGGCUGCAUAUUGACUCCGAAAGUAACCCUGCGGAUGUUGCCAGUCGAGGGUGCUCACCAUCUGACUUGAAAGGUCAUCAUUUGUGGUGGCACGGACCCCUAUGGUUAAAACUUCCGAAAGACAGGUGGCCAACGUACGAAGUUUUUAGUGACACGAGUUUAGAAGCGAAAGCAGUUAAAGUUUUUGCUACUACAACCUUUGAAGACCCUCUCGAAAGAUUCUCUUCUUUGUCUCGAGCAUAUCGAGUUUUGUGUUAUGUUUUAAGAUUUUGGCGAAACACUAGCGCAGGUCGAUCGCAUCUUAGAAUCUCGUCUGGGAAGAUUACCGCUGAAGAAAUACAAGACGUAAAGCAACGACUCUUAGUUAUGACUCAGAAACAGUACUUUGCUUCCGAAUACCACAAUUUAGAACAGAAAACUAAAUUGUCGCCCAGCAGUAGCCUUUUGUCAUUGAACCCAUUUUUAGACUCGAAAGGGGUUAUGCGGUCCAAUGGGCGUCUAGUCCAAUCACCGGCACUGUCAUACAAUGAAAGGCAUCCCAUUCUCUUGCCAUAUGAUGCAAGAAUGACUCAACUUCUUGUCGAGUUUGCACACAAAAUAACACUUCAUGGAGGCAACCAGCUCAUGACACGAUUAUUGCGAUCAGAAUUUUGGAUAUUUCGGUUAAAACCCCUUGUUAAGAAAGUUAUACACAACUGCAAGACCUGUAUUUUGUAUAAAAAGCACUUGCAAUCACAAAUAAUGGCGUCCCUUCCACCUGAGCGCACUUCACUCUCGAGACCCUUUACCAAUACCGGGGUUGACUUUGCAGGACCCUUUAAUAUUAAAAACUAUUCAGGUCGUGCUUGUCUGAUUACCAAAGGAGGUUGUCCGGCCUGUAUCUACUCCGAUAAUGGGAAAAACUUUGUGGGCGCCUCUGAAUUACUUAAAAAGGAUCGUCUAGAGUUCUUAAAGACUCUACAAAACCAAACGCUGCAGCAGAAUGUUUAUCAAAAUCUAGUUUGGAAAUUUAUUCCUCCUGGUGCCCCUCACAUGGGCGGCCUGUGGGAAGCGGGUGUCAAGUCUUUUAAAUCCCACUUGCGCAAGUUUAUUCCGAAAAUGAACUUUACGUUCGAGGAAUUGUCCACAAUUUUGACUCGAAUAGAGGCUUGCUUAAAUUCCAGACCGCUGAGUCCAGCCAACGACGACCCCAAUGACUUCUCGCCUUUGACUCCAGGCCACUUUCUUAUUGGUACACCACUUCUGACCCCAGCGGAGCCUGAUGUUUCAGAUCAGGAUGUCUCUUUUGCUAAUAGGUGGAAAAGACUCAAAAUAGUAUCUCAAUACUUUUGCCAACGAUGGAAGUCGGAGUAUUUGAAAGAAUUGCACCGCAGAUCCAAAUGGAAAUAUCAGCAGGAAAAUCUCGCAAAGGAUGAUUUAGUUGUAAUCAGAGACGAUAGGUUCCCUCCUACGGAAUGGACAAUGGGUCGCAUUGAAAGGGCCUAUCAUGGUACAGAUCAAAAUAUAAGAGUAGUAGAUGUUAGAACGUCAAACGGAAUAGUCACUAGACCCAUUACUAAAAUUGUCAAAUUGUUUUCCGCAUGA